Molecule: messenger RNA, 1530 nt
Organism: Priceomyces carsonii
Lineage: Eukaryota; Fungi; Ascomycota; Pichiomycetes; Serinales; Debaryomycetaceae
Gene: SMF3
Product: putative divalent metal ion transporter
Exons: 1
Coding region: 1-1530 (509 amino acids)
Biological process (GO): intracellular manganese ion homeostasis; iron ion transport
Cellular component (GO): plasma membrane
Molecular function (GO): cadmium ion transmembrane transporter activity; manganese ion transmembrane transporter activity
Source: RefSeq, a predicted model, not a curated record
AUGAUUCCUGAGGAUGUACGUGGUAAUGCUAUGCUUCGGAAAUCAAUUGCAAUUAUGAAGAAAUAUGCUUCCUUUAUAGGUCCCGGUAUAAUGGUUUCUGUGGCAUAUAUGGACCCGGGAAACUACUCCACAGCAGUAUCGUCGGGGGCAAUGUAUGAGUAUAAGCUUCUAUUUGUCAUUUUCAUGUCCAAUUUAUUUGCUGUGGUAUUGCAGUGCUUAUGUAUAAAACUAGGGACAGUCACGGGUCUUGACUUAGCUGAGUUUUGUCGUCUUCAUUUAUCCAGCAGUGUCAAUAUAUCACUUUACGUAUGUGCCGAGUUAGCCAUUAUUUUCACCGACUUGGCGGAAGUUGUGGGAACAGCUAUUUCCCUUGAGAUUAUAUUUGGUAUUCCUUUAACUUAUGGUGUAUUAGUUACUAUACUUGACGUUUUAGUGGUUCUUAUCGCAUACCAUAAAGAUGGAACCAUGCGACAGACAAGACUAUUUGAGUUUUUGGUAUCAUUAUUAGUGUUCGCGACUUGUAUCUGCUUUAUAUUAGAGCUUUUCAAGUGUCAAUUCGAGAGUGGAUCUUUGAGAAAAAUAGUCGACGGUUUCUUACCUAUAAACAAACAAAUUUUUAAAGAAAAGAAUGCAUUAUUUUUGAGUUGUGGAAUUGUUGGUAGUACUGUGAUGCCCCAUUCUCUCUACUUGGGCUCAGCCUUGGUUCAAUCAAGAUUGAAAGAAUAUGAUGUGACGAAUGGAUAUUUAUCUCAGAGUAAUACUAUUGAAAGUGAGGACGAACAAGAGCAGACUGCUAAUAGGAGCAAGAUUCGCAGACUUACAGACAAUCGAAAGCUCAAAAAGAAAUACAAGCCAUCGUAUGAAGCUAUAAAAUACUGUUUGUCCUACUCUUAUACUGAAUUAGUCCUUUCACUUUUUCUUAUCGCAGUUUUUGUAAAUGCAGCAAUUUUGAUUGUUUCUGGAACAACUUUAUUUCAUAAACCCGACGCUGAGGAUGCUGAUUUAUUGUCAAUUUAUGAAAUGUUAUCAUAUUAUAUUUCACCUGCCGCUGGUAUGAUAUUUGCUUUGUCUAUGUUGUUUUCAGGGCAGUCCGCCGGUAUCGUUUGCACAAUGGCUGGUCAAAUUGUGAGCGAAGGGUUUAUAAAUUGGAGCUUUGAACCUUGGGUCAGAAGAUUAAUUACUAGAAUCGUUGCGAUAAUCCCAGUACUUGUUGUUAUAAGUAUAUUGGGCCGUGAGGGUAUUUCAAAGAUUAUAAACUCUUCACAGGUAGCAUUGAGUUUGAUAUUACCGGUUGUAAGUGCACCUUUAAUAUGGUUUACUUGCAAGAAAGAGUAUAUGACGGUAGAUAACAGUCGUCUUAACGUAGAUGAAAACUCUGCAUUGCUUAAUGAUAGCUCUGACGAUAGAACUUCUAGAAUUUCUUUUGAAAAUGGGAGCUUCUUAACGAUCGCCGGAACUUUAACGUGGCUCAUUAUUACAGCGUUAAACAUAUACCUAAUUAUUGCCUUUGCUAAAGGAGAGGAUAUAUAA